Messenger RNA from Rotaria sp. Silwood2, 1167 nucleotides. The record is from the annotation of a GenBank genome assembly. Lineage: Eukaryota; Metazoa; Rotifera; Eurotatoria; Philodinida; Philodinidae.
AUGCAACGAAUACCAUCGUCCUGUAUUGAAAUUACUUUGAAGUUGACUGCUGAUGGAAAUAUAUCUGACAAUUGUUUGACUUAUGAUUGGAGUCAAAUCUCGAAUUUGACUACAAACUAUUCGACCUACAUUGAUCCUAAUACGAACCAAACAUAUUAUGCUCGCAUUGGGGCAUUAACUGUUUCGGGCACAAUGAAUAAUUACAGUUUGAACUAUCAAUGCCCACCUAUAGGAUACAAUGGUGUAGCAUCUGGUUGCCGAACUGAACCAAAUACACAAUUGGUAGUAUUACAAGUCAAUGUUUUAGAUAAAAAAUUAUAUAUCAUCGAUAUUAUUCUAUCUGGUGCUCCAUUUCCUUCUUCACAAGACUUAAUUGAUAAUCAACCACCAUUUGGUACAGCUCGCAUAACAUUCAACUUAGGUGUUGCACUUCAAUCUGUCGGAUAUUUUCAAGUCUGUAAAAAUAAGAAAAGUGAAUUAUGUCCGAAUCAGAACAUCAGUGCUCACAAACUUCCUUAUCCAUUGCCAAGUAAUUAUGGAUAUGGGAUAUUUGGUAUCCAGUCGAUGAAUUAUGUUGCACAGUCAACCUGGAUCAUGGAUGAUCCAAAUCAAUUACUUAUUGUUACUGCAGGUACCAAUUACUAUUAUUUCAAUGCAACUGGAUUCUUUUUCUACGAUUCGAGUACAAAGACAUGUACUUGGUCAGCAACUUGUAAUUAUGUUUGUGAAGUAUAUAACUACAAUUCUCGAUUCUUGGAUUAUGCUGGUGAAUGGAUGAUCACAAAUAAAUGGGGAAUCGAAGACAUGACACCACAACAUACCGAAGUGUGGAUUGGAAAUGCAAUUGAUGCUGCUGGUGUCUUUCCUAUUAUCAUGUACACCGAUAAAGCAACUGGUCAUUAUCUGGGGUUAGAUAAACUUGAUCCGAUUCCAGCGCCAAAAAUGGGUGCAACUUAUUGGUAUACUGAUCAUGGCAAUACAAUAUCAAGGGUUAGUAUUAAAUCGUUUAGUCCCAGUGUUGUGAAAGCUGGUUGUGUUGCAAAAUUGAGCCAUUGGGCUGGUCGUUGGGCAAGCUUUGGAAGUCGUGUGACACCUGGUGACGCACAAAUCAUAUUUGCCCUUGGGUUUAUAUAUAUAUUCCAAGUAUGGGUACAAAUACGCCAUUAA